UCCUCAGAUCCUAAGAAUAAGGGUCAUGGCACCCGGAACCCUCCUCCUGCUGCUCUCGGGGGCCCUGAGCCUGACAGAGACCUGGGCAGGCUCCCACUCCAUGAGGUAUUUCUACACCGCCGUGUCCCGGCCCGGCCGCGGGGAGCCCCGCUUCAUCGCCGUCGGCUACGUGGACGACACGCGGUUCGUGGGGUUCGACAGCGACGCCGCGAGUCCGAGGGCGGAGCCGCGGGCGCCGUGGAUGGAGCAGGAGGGGCCGGAGUAUUGGGAAGAGCAGACACGGAUCGCAAAGGAAGCCGCACAGACUUUCCGAGUGAGCCUGAACAACCUGCGCGGCUACUACAACCAGAGCGAGGCCGGGUCUCACACCCUCCAAAGGAUGUAUGGCUGCGACGUGGGGCCGGAGGGGCACCUCCUCCGCGGGUACUGGCAGGAAGGCUACGAUGGCGCCGAUUACAUCGCUCUGAACGAGGACCUGCGCUCCUGGACCGCGGCGGACGCGGUGGCUCAGAUCACCAGGCGCAAGUGGGAGGCGGCCGGUGAGGCGGCGCGCUUCAGGAACUACGCGCAGGGGGAGUGCCUGGAGUCGCUCCUAAGAUACCUGGAGAUCGGGAAGGAGGCGCUGCAGCGUGCGGAUCCCCCAAAGACACAUGUGACCCACCACCCCAUAUCUGACCAUGAGGUCACCCUGAGGUGCUGGGCCCUGGGCUUCUACCCUGCGGAGAUCACCCUGUCCUGGCUGCGGGAUGGGGAGGACGUGACCCAGGACAUAGAGCUUGUGGAGACCAGGCCUUCCGGGGACAGGACCUACCAGAAGUGGGCGGCUGUGGUGGUGCCUUCUGGAGAGGAGCGGAGAUACACAUGCCGUGUGCAGCAUGAGGGCCUGCCUGAGCCUGUGACCCUGAGAUGGGGGCCGCCUCCUGAGUCCACCAUUCUCACUGUGGGCAUCAUUGUUGGCCUGGUUCUCCUUGGAGCUGUAGUGACUGGAGUUGUGAUCCGAAGGAAGAAGCACUCAGAUUCUUCCCAUGAGGUAUUGAUGGGUUAAUUGAAGGAGAAGAUUCCUAAAAUUUGAGAGGAAAUAAAUGGAGGCUCUGAGAACCUUCCAGAAUCUGCCUCUUUGCUGUGUUACACACAUGUGUGGUUUCUUGGAUAUUGUCCACAAGUCUCUGAGAACCUGUCACAGGUGAGCUUCAGAAGAACUCGGCAAAGUAGCUUUUCCCUUCUCUAAGGGCACUAAGGCACAUCAGGAUUUUGUGACCUGUUCAAGUUACACAAGCAACUGUGUGACAGAAUCAAGGAUGAAAAACCAAUCCUUCCAUCAUAACCCAGUGACUUAAACUAGAAUCCAUUAAUCCUUCCUGAUAUUAAAUGGAUAUGUAAAUAAAUAUUCAGGGAGAGGGAGAGUGGAAAAAUCUACUCUCUACUGUGGAAUGCUAAUUAGUAAAUAUAAAAGAAAGGAUCGAGUUUGAAAAACCAUUGUUUUGCAACCAUAGUAGUAAUAAUGGAUACAGACAGGAAUCAUCAAGGAAGGCUAAACUAAUGAGUGAAUGUUGUUGAAGAACAGGAUAGUUACAUAUUUUCAAAGUAUCUCCCCUCAAGUUCCUUCUCAAUUAUAAUGGAAAACAGUAACUUUAUCCGGGAAAUACUUGGGAGGCACUGCCUUAACCCAGUGAUCAAGUUGACGUCACCCACAGUGGGCUUCCUGAUGUGAUGCUCUGAGAAGGAUGCAACAUCCCUUCUGCAAUAUUCCUACCAGAAAUGCCUAACUUGUAUCUAAUCAUGAUGAGACAUUGGAUAAACCCAAGUUGAAGAACUUUGCAUGAUAUAAAGGACCUGUCCUCUACGAAAAUGCCAAUAUAGUUAAAAAGAAAUAAAAUCUGAGGAACUGUUCCAGAUUAAAGGACACUAAAGAUAUGUGACAGCUGAAUGCAGUGCGUGUUCCUGUAUUAGAUCCUGGACUGGAAAACAAGUGCCUAUAAAUAUUAUUGUGAGAAUUUGGGACAUCUGAAUAGGGACAGUAUUAUUGAGUCAGUGUUAACUUCCCUGAUUUUGAUUAUUGUGCUCUGGGUGUGAAAGAAAUGUUCUUGUUCAUAGAAAUAUACGCUAAAACUUUUGUGAGUAACAAGGCAGAGAUAUCUACAAUUUAUUUUCAUAUCAUUAUAUAUGCAGCAAAUGUGCCAAAAUGUUAGCAGUUGGAGAAUCUGGGAAAAGGUAUAUAGGAUUUUCUUGUGCUAUACCUGCAUG
Molecule: messenger RNA, 2244 nt
Organism: Equus quagga
Lineage: Eukaryota; Metazoa; Chordata; Mammalia; Perissodactyla; Equidae
Product: HLA class I histocompatibility antigen, B alpha chain-like
Exons: 7
Coding region: 26-1045 (339 amino acids)
Biological process (GO): antigen processing and presentation of endogenous peptide antigen via MHC class I via ER pathway, TAP-independent; antigen processing and presentation of endogenous peptide antigen via MHC class Ib; positive regulation of T cell mediated cytotoxicity
Cellular component (GO): external side of plasma membrane
Molecular function (GO): signaling receptor binding; peptide antigen binding
Source: RefSeq, a predicted model, not a curated record